AUGAAACUACGGCGGGCCAGCGUCUCGGAGGAUCCCCAAACACGAAAUAGUGCUGACGACCACACAUUCCCGAUCCCAAUCGAACUCAUUAUCGAGAUAUUCUCGAGGUUGCAGCUGAAGUGUAUAGCGAGAUGUCGUUGCGUAUCGAAGCUGUGGGCCUGUGUACUUGGCCGUCUAGAUUUCACGGAGCUAUUCUUCACCAGAUCUUCGGCCCGGCCUCGGCUCUUGUUCACCUGCAAAAAGUUUGCCGGCGCAAAACAUGAUGACCCUGUGCUCUUCUUUUCCUCACCUCAGCCUGAUGAUAACCAGUUUUCUUUAGCCGCCAACUAUCAUAUGGAUUUCAAAUUCUCUGACCAAGCCAGUUGUAUACUUAGUCCUGUCAGUGGCUUUUUCUGUAUUCAAGAUAAUCGGUUCCUAAAGUUCCGGAAAACCCGAGAGCCGGUGUCGGUGAUAUGUAACCCUAGCACCGGACAAUCUUUUACUCUACCCAAAAUGAAGACAAGGAUGAGGACUUGUAUGAGAAGCUAUUUAGGGUAUGAUCCGAUAGAGAAACAUCACAAGGUGUUGACAAUGACCUAUACACCUGAAAGAGGAGCUGGAGAGCAUCAGGUUAUGACAUUAGGAACCGGGAAACUGACAUGGAGAAUGGCCGAAUGUGGCAUACCCCAUUAUUCUCCGGGGCCAAUUUGUAUAUGCAUCAAUGGUCUUUUGUAUUACAUAGCUCAGGCCGAUAGGUCUUCCAAGGAUCAUUUGAUAGUUUGCUUUGAUGUUAGGUCUGAGAAGUACAGCUUUAUUAAAGCCGUGGAAAGAGUAAUGUAUUUUCUACCAACUCUGGUAAAUUACAACGGUAAGUUGUGUUCGUUAACGCUGCAAAGGUCGACCAACCGUAUGAUUACUAGAGUUACUAGAACUUUUGAGAUGUGGGUUUUAGAAGACGCCGAAAAACAUGAAUGGUCGCAGCAUAUUUACAAAUUACCUCCUUUGUGGAAGAACGUAGUGGAAGAUAACUUCUUACACUUUGUUGGUUUGACUGGUACAAACGAAAUUGUUUUGUCGUCGAACUAUUCAUCCGACGCUUUCUAUCUCUACUACUACAACUUCGAGGUGGAAACUAUACGAAGAGUUGGAAUCCAAGGUUUAGGAAGUGGCUAUGGUAUCGACACCUUUUUGAACCAUGUAGAUGACGUGAAGCUUAUGAAAUUGCUUUAG
This is a messenger RNA of Microthlaspi erraticum, 1209 nucleotides long. NCBI's taxonomy places the organism in Eukaryota, Viridiplantae, Streptophyta, Magnoliopsida, Brassicales, Brassicaceae. The record is from the annotation of a GenBank genome assembly.